GGAGGCAGGAGAGGGAGCGGGUAAAGGGAGAGAGAGUGAGAGAGAGAAAGAGGAGGAGGUAGCGGGGACACGGUAACCUGCAGGAGGACUCACAUGGUCCUGCAGCAGCGGAUCCCAGACCAUCAGGACUCUCAAACCCCUAACACUCUAGCCCACGUCUUCUUCCCCAACACCACCCCUCCUCCUGUAGUCUUAUUUUAUUUUCGCAUCCUUGCUCCCGCAGCCCAGUGUUGGGGUCGGACUUGGGCCGGCAAAGCAGCGCCAUGGCUCGGGAGAACGGAGACACCACCGGCAGAGGGGAAACGUGGAAAAAACAAGUCGACGACAUUAAGAAGAUUUUUGAUUUUAAAGAAGUCCUCGGCACAGGGGCGUUUUCAGAGGUGGUCUUGGCCCAGGAGAAGCUGACCAGCCGUAUGUUUGCAGUGAAAUGCAUCCCUAAGAAGGCUCUGAAGGGGAAGGAGAGCAGCAUCGAGAAUGAGAUUGCCGUGCUGAGGAAGAUCAAGCAUGAGAACAUUGUGGCACUGGAAGACAUCUACGAGAGCCCCGACCACCUCUACUUGAUUAUGCAGCUGGUGUCUGGCGGCGAGCUGUUCGACCGAAUCGUGGAAAAAGGAUUCUACACGGAGAAAGACGCAAGCACGCUGAUCCGGCAAGUCCUGGACGCCGUUAACUACCUGCACAAGAUGGGAAUCGUGCACCGAGACCUGAAGCCAGAGAACCUGUUGUAUUUUAAUCCUCAAGACGAGUCCAAGAUUAUGAUCAGUGACUUUGGUCUUUCAAAGAUGGAGGGCAGCGGUGACGUCAUGUCAACUGCCUGUGGCACACCAGGAUAUGUGGCUCCAGAGGUUCUCGCCCAGAAGCCGUAUAGUAAAGCGGUCGACUGCUGGUCCAUUGGAGUGAUCGCCUACAUCUUGUUGUGUGGUUAUCCUCCAUUCUACGACGAAAACGACUCCAAGCUGUUCGAGCAGAUCCUGAAAGCUGACUAUGAGUUUGAUGCACCGUACUGGGAUGACAUAUCAGACUCAGCCAAGGAUUUCAUCAGCAGACUGAUGGAAAAAGACCCAGCCAAGCGUUUCACUUGUGAACAGGCGCUCAGACACCCCUGGAUCGCUGGGGAUACGGCUCUCUGCAAGAACAUCCAUGAGUCAGUCAGCCGGCAGAUCAGAAAGAACUUUGCCAAGAGCAAAUGGAGGCAAGCGUUCAAUGCCACUGCCGUGGUUCGGCACAUGAGGCGGCUGCAGCUUGGCAGCAGCAUGGGGAGCAGCAUUGAUGCGUCCAACCCACCGACUAGGCCGAGUCAGACGCAGAAGUCAGCCCAAAGCCAGAGCCAGGCGGGCCAGAACCAACCGACUCAAAGCCAAAAUACCGGCCAGACGGCGCAGAGCCAGAGCACCAGCGCUGUCGCCAGCAAGAUCUCUUCCAUCGAUAACAACAUAGCAGCUCCCCAUAAGGAAUGUGUCACUGCACCAGUCACACCCUGCAGCCUGGCAUCUGCAGCCUCUUCUCCUGCCACGGGGACAGAGCUGAACCGGCCACACCCAUCUGCGGUCCCCGCCCCGGUUCUCACGGAAACCAAGUGACGCCAGGUCCCGCGGGGAACCAGCUGGGAGGCCACGGCGCUGUGAAGCAGGGAGAGCGGGAAAGAAAGAGAAAUCGAGGACGACCAGUGAGGAAGACGAUCGCCCUCUUCUUUGUCCCUCCCUCUCUUCGCUUUACUGCCUCUCGGAUAGGCCCCCUAGCCGGUACCCCGCCCUGCUCGUGGGAGAGCAGAGGACUUUACCGCCACCCCACCAAUUCAAGCCACCAUUGUCAUACUGCACACCCACCAGGAUGUCGGCGUAAAACUCGUCCUGCCACAGCCACAGCACACCCACUGUCUCACACUGGGGAUGUUCACACAGUUGGCUUUGAUCAUUACCUGAUAAAAGGGUGUCCACUGCUCCACGUGUGAGCUGCAUUUGGUGGUUCACGGUGGAGCUGCUGGUGUCAUAGAAGUUUUAAAUUGAUCUUUCCCGCAUCAAUUUAUUUAGGUUUUUUUUCCGACUUAGGUUUGACUGUUGGCAAACGGAUUGUUUUACUUUUAUUAACUGCUGUUAAAUUUAAAGACGCUAUGUGUAACAAACAUAUCAUUGUCAAAUUGAUAUUGCUACCUUGGCAUAAUUAGUGUAAACAAAUGAGACAAUACCCAAGAUGAACCACAUGUAGUUCCUCUUUAUCAAUAGCUGUUGUUGUGUUAGGAUCUAAAUUAGAACCCAAUUCCCAUCAUCGCCAGAUGCUUGGUCUAAAAACAGCAAAUCUCACUUCCUGUUAAUCAAACACAUCUCCCUGUCAAUCUGACCUGGUAAUUGUGGAACACAGAAAACAGACGGUCAUUGUUUUUUUUUUAAACACAAAUGAUGCAGAUGUAGCAAAUUCAUGUUGACAGUGGUUUAUCCGUGUAAAAAUGCCACACAUAGCACCUUUAAGACAUUUGUGUGUCCUUAUGGGCUUGGUUGUCUGUUUGUUUGUUCGUGCUUUAGGAAGUGCUUUAAAAGUACCAUAUGACUGUUGAGAUGUGGAAACAUGAGUAAGCGCUUUAUCUAUUUUGCACAGAAAGGAUCAGACAUAGAUUAGCUGCCAUUCACAUGUGUUUAUCAGAGAGAGUAGAGAUUGUAAACCUUUAUUGAUUGGAUGUCAGAGCAUUAUACAACUUGUUUAUUGUCUGAAAGAUUCUGAUUUGUUUAUUAUUUUCUUACUUUAUUAAACUUUUAUAAUAAUUGCCCUUUAAGGGACACACAUAAUGGUUAUUAUGAAACAUGGAAUAAGUUUAGGAUAGAAUUAGAACACAUAGAGAUAAGUAUUUACUGGAAAACACGUCCAGGUAAAAAAGUCAGAAACUAAAGAUGGAUUGUCAUUAGACUUCCCAAGGAGCUACAGGCAGCGCAGCAUAGUUACUAAAAGAAAGGCCUUGUGGGUCCUCAGAGACACAAUCCAGAAUGGAGAAGCUGUAGCCUGCCGUCGUUCUUUAUGUCUCUACCGAAGCCAUGAUCUCAUCUUCUUUAUUUGUCAAGCUGCACCCAGUCCAGAAGUGCUCAGGGAAAACUGCAGCUGCACUGUGCGCUGGUGAACACCAGUUUCCUGAUUUAGUCUUUUUAUUUUUGGGGUUUGUCACAGUCCGGCUGUUCCAGGCAGCAUUGCAGUUAAUGAUCCAGGCUUCAGGACAUUAGCUGUGUCCUUACUGUAGUGUUGUGUUGGUGCGCGACUUGAGCAUUGAUAAUUUAGACCUGGACUACUAUUGACCAUAUACAUACGUGGGCUCACUGCAGGCAACAGCAGGGCAUCGAUGCUUACUUUUGAAGCUUUUUUUGAAGCAUUUUCAAAAAACGUCAUGAAAUGUAAUUAAAGACUGAAAGCAGCGAUUCACCAACCAUUUAAACUUUUUGACACUGGCUGAUACCUGCAGCACUUUUCAAAGAAGUUGGGACAGGGGCAUAUUUCCUAAUCACCACUUAUUUCAAUUGUUUUGAAAAACCUGGAGACUGAUUGCUGUAGUUUUAAAAGAAAAAAUGUUUAUUCCACUAUUCUUUGAUAUUGGAUUUCAGCUGCUCCGCAAUGUUUCUGAUAGCUUUCAGAAGCAUUUCUGAGCACAUGCAGUGAUUUCCAUUAAAGAAAAGCAACAGCAGCAGCAGUAAGUUGCAACUAACCUGUCCUAUGGUGGCUUAAUUCCAGUUGAUGAUCUCUAUGGACGGUUCAUGCUUGUCAGUGUAGCCCUAAAACAUGUGCACAGACAGUUUGGAGACAGAAGUGUCCCCAGGUUAGGCUUUACCACCUUUUAAGAGAUUACAGGGCUGUACUGAUGUCACUGGUGAUGUGUGCAACACCCAAGUCCAGGUUUUUUAGGCAUUAAUCUACUUUUCCAGUCGUUAUUUCUGCCCCAACUCUUUCAAACUUUUUGCUGUUUUCAAAUAUAUAAUGAGAAUAAUGUGUUUUAUCUAAACAUAAUAACAUUUCUCACUAUCAUUACUUCAUGUUUUCUUUAUGCUAUUUUCAAUUCAGUGCGGAGGUUAGCACAUGGUAAAUCAAUGCAUUCUCUUCGUUAUUUACAUUCUACAUGUUGUCCCAACUUUUUUGGAAACAGGGCUCUAAAUAAAUGCACAGAUCCAUGACUCAGUCAGUAUUUUUGACUACUAACCUGACUUUUGUUUUCUUCACUUAAUGGAACUCUUGAACAUGGCUAAUGGCCUUUCCUGUCCCAGAAAGCAGAGCUGUACAAUGUAGGGUGCUCACUCACACAUAUCAGAUUGUCAUGUCUUUAUUCGAUGCAAUUUUACCGAUCCCUUUAUUGAAUUGUAGCCAAAGACUAUUGCUUGGUAAUGAAGACAAUUUGGUUCAUUCUGCAGUGCUUGACAAAUUAGAACAAAACUAGCCAGAUUUGAAGUUGUUCAAGAUGGAAACUAAGGGCUUAAUUAUAGCUGCAAAAUAACCUAAAGAGAACGUUUUGUGACCUUUUAUCUUUUCAUAAUCUGUUGCCAUUUACAUUAUUUUUUUUGCUUGAAUUAUCUUGCUAAAAAACUGCAAAGUAUUCAUAGUGCUUCUCUCAAUAUGUGGCAGUAUGAGGUGGGUGUGAGGCCACAUUUGGAUAAAAUUUGGGUUAAGGUGAAAAUGACAGUAAAUCUACACUCACCGAAGUUUUCUGGAAUUCAUUUUUGGUUCACUGCACAGUUCUGUGUGUUAGGCUCCAUCUACCAUCUAGAUUAUCAUCUCUUUUGCCCUCACUGAAAGGAUAAGGAGUAAUGUUUCUAAAGUAUUUCUGCAUUUUUCCUAUCGUCCUAUCGUAAUGACAAAGUCACACUAGGGUAAAAGUGGCUGAAGAUUGCAGCAUGUCCAAAAUUACUGUGGCGAUGUAGAACGAUAUUAUGAUCUUGCUUCCUUUGAAAUGGUUGCUUCGAACACUGGGACCAGUCUGCAACCACUCGCAGUCAGCUGACCCCUUCAAAGCAACUUUGGUGUGUCAGGAAGGCAAUAAAAUGGCAAUAAGACCAAGUCAGUCUGCUAUCAGUUUGUGAUGGAAUGGAAACAAGUUGGUAAUUACAUGCAGUCUGUUUGUGAUAACACUCAUUGACUUUGAUAAAUUGGUUAAAAUUGCUAAUUUGUUGCCAUCUUCAUACACAGAAAUUCAUCAGAACCUCAUAGAUUUGAAACAGACUCAGAAAUGACUCUAUAAGUAAUGACUUAGUUGCUGCAUGAUGGCAAUUUAUUCCAAAAAUGGCAUAGGUGCUUGGCAACCUUGCAUUUAUAUUGGAAUAUAACUAGGCUACAACCAGUUGGCAACCAGUUGAGACGAAUCCUCUUGCAAAUGAGUUGCACUCACGAGCACACACUGACUGAGAUUGAUUGCAGUGUGUUGGCAAUUUGUCUGUUUUUAAAGUGUGUUAAUUUACACACCAAUUAUUUCUAAAUUCUGCCACUCAGAGUCUGUGUUUGGAGACAGGUUGCUUUCGUCACUAAAAGCAGAAAACUUGAAAAUGCAAGUUCCAGGUCAUCAUCCUAUUUUUCUCUUGCAUAGACUAAGCCAUAAUCCCACAAAAAGUCCAAAACCAGCAUUGUGUUUAAUGUAUCUUACCUAGUUUACAAAGUUCUUGCCCCAUCUGAAGCUCUGACCCCAGAGUCCUUCCUUCUGUUGGUUUUUCAAAAAUAAGAUGUGGGUCCAAGUAUGUGAGUGUGAUGAAGCAAAAUUUCCAGCCUAAUCCAGCAGUGUGUUUAAGGUGAUGUGUUUCUAAUAGGUUUCGGCCAAAACAUUAUGCACAGAAAACACCUGUUUUUGUAGGUGCGCUCGUUUUUGGCUUUGCUUGAAGGUUGUUCAGGGGAAGAAAAAUGUAAUUUAUAAUCUUUUGAAGGAUGACAACAUAGAAAUCCAUUAGCUAUAAUACACAAUGUAAAGUCGCAGAAAGACCAUAAACUACUGAUUAUGUAUUUUAGGUUAAAGUUCAGUUAGUCACAUUAUGGGAUGUGGACCCACCCCAUAUUGGAGAAAUAAAAAGUCAGUAUAUCUUUAGCUUUUCAUUCUGUCUGUGGCAGUGGGAUAUUUGACAUUUUAAAUAUCCUUUUAAUGGAUAGAAGACUGCAAAAACCACUAAUCAUGCUGCAGUUGUUGUUUAUAAAACUACAGUCUCCGCAGAAUGUACUGUUUUUCAAGCACUAUAGGAUAAAUUGUAAAACUUGCAUAAUAUGUGGUGACACUACUGAUGCAGAGCAGAUACUUCUCGGUGUCAUGAAGACUAUUCAUUGGCUGAAAACACUUCUGUUACUUUAUGCACAAUGCUGUAGCAACCAAGCAAGUCUGAAGUUCAAUGAGUACAGUACAGUAUGAAUAUUUAAGGCAGUGCGUGUCAGGGCAGUCAAAAAAGAAACAAACUUCUAAUAUUUGAACUGCUGCACACAUGCCUGCACACAGAUAGUUGAGAUUUCUGAAGUUUUGCAUUUAUUCCGACACAUUUUUCUGAGAGGAAACUAAUCCGACUCUGACGUCAAUGUAUACCGAAGGGAACUUUCUACCAUGUAAGGGCUUUAUUCCAAUGACCACCUUAAUCUUAUUCUUCACUGUUAUCGCGUCUAUUUACCCAUUGAUUGCUAUGCAUUUUUUAAAAACAUUUGAAGUGUGUUGUCAAUGCUUUUUAUUUCUGGAAAAAAUGAUCAGGAAACAAAGGAAAACAUCAGCAGCUCUAUUUAAAUCUAUUCAAGACCAUUUCACUCAUUUACCUAUUAUUAUUAAAUUUGAAUGAGCUACAUUAGGGAUUUAAGAGGUUGUUCAAAGAGGUUAAUGAAUUAGGAAUACCGUUCAUUAAAUGUGAAGUCGUACACUUUAGCUUGGACGUGUGGGCUUCUGAAUGUGCUGUGAGGCAGGCAGAGGGUUCAGGUUCAUGCUCCUCUGUGGUUUUAUGUCUGCUGUUUUUGUUUGCUACAGAGAGAGAGAACAUAAAUGUAAUCCAAAUGAGUCUUUCCAUGUUAAAGAUGCUACUGUAAAUAGAUUGUGAAUACUGAUGAUCAUUUUCAAGGUAAUAUUUACGAAUGUUUUGCUGUACAGGCAUGUCUGAGUGAGUGAAUGAAUGAGUGAGUUUGCAAGGGAAGUUGAUUGUAUCCUCUAUGGAAUGUUUUAAUGUAAAAAAAAAAAAUGUAACAAAAAAAAGCAGCUUCAAGUCUCCUUUACUUCCCGACUUUGUGGUUAGCUUUCAGAAACUGUCUGGCAGCACGUGACUGCUAUCAGCAGAGCUGCACAGCGCAGUCUAAUGCCAUCAGUGUUCCACCAUCACUUCAGUGUCAGUCCAACUAAAAAGGUGAAAUCAUCGUUUACUGAACUCAGGCUUACGUUUUUGUUUUUUUGCCAUUCUAAAGGAAGAAAUCCAAAGCUGUGACCGACUCAGAAACACACUGUUACGGACAUUCGCUCUCUCCACUUUGAACUCACCAUCCUUUGACUUUUCUUUCUUUCUUUUUUUAUGAAGAAAAAAAACUGCACCUUCAUGAAAAAACACAAGCAUGUUGAAAAAAAGUGCUUCAAGAUUUCAACUUUACCAUGAGUGUUUGCAUAAUCUUAUAUGCCCUUGUAUGAUGUUCGUAUCUCUGUAUUAUGUGAAGACGUACACAGGUUGAGAUGACCGGGUCCACAAGAGCCAAGCAGAGUAUUUGUUCUAACUGGCAAAAAUUUACCCCUGGAAUUACUUACUAUUAUUAUCAUUAUUAUUAUUUGCUGGAUUAAUUCUGUUUAUUACUAUGAAAGUUGCUUUAAUUCUGCUAAUUAGAAUGACUGUGUUGUCAUGUGACUGGAAGUAAAUGCAUUUAUAUUGCCUUUUUUCAGGUUUUUAUUAUGCAAAUUGAAAAUACACUAAAUAGUGGUUGUGUCACUGAAUUUAUACUUAAAGCUGGUUUUAGUUGUAUGGAAGUGAAAUGUAUUCAGAAUGAACAAGAUGACUUAAAAUCUCAAAAAGAGCCUUUCCUUGCUUGAAAACUAGAUUUUAUGAAAGCAGUAGUUGGUCAUAAGCUGAGUUUCAUCUAGUUUUUUUGUUUAGGUUUAAAAUUUGCAGUGCAUUGUGGGGCAAGUAGUUUCUAAUAGAUGUUGUCAAAAGCAUGCCAGCUGACCUUUUUUUAACACACGGAAGUGUUUGCUGUGUAAGGAGGUUCUGAAAAAUCAAUGAAGAAUAUUAAUAGGAAAUUUGGAAUUAGGGAUUACUAUUAAGCUCUUUUCAAGAAAACUGCCUUUUAUUUUUCUUGUCAAGUGAAUGCAUUUGCACUUAUGUGCAAUUGUGUUUUGGCAUAGAGUUCUCAUCUAAGGCAUCUAAAAACUGAAUCAAAAGUGCAAAUAUAAAGAACUUUUAGUUUCAUGAUUUUAAAAUGCAUUAUGUUAGCUUACCAUAUGUGCGUUAGCUUUUUAUUUAGUUUGGCUAAGUUGAUAACGUAUAUUGUGUAGCUAAAUUCUCUGAUACUUUCCUUACUUAUUUGUAUGUCAUAAAUGCAAAGGCUAGAGAGUUUAAAAUAUAUAUAUAGCUACUGACUGUGUGUUGUAUGUAGACUAAUUAGCGGGGGUGGUUUUACCUAGCUAAAGUCUAUACAAUUGUUCAGUAGUUAUUGCAUUUUGUUGAAACUUACAAGGAACUACAAGCAUGUAUUUGAAUUGUUACCAACUAUUUCAGUGUCCUCUUAGACUGCAAACGUUGUUAGACUUUGUUAGCAUUAGUAAAUGCAUUAGCUAGCUUUGGUUUAGCUGAUGCUAAAAACACUCCACCACCUCUAACCUGAACAGCUAACUGACCAGUUGAGAGAAUCUCUCUCGCUAAGAUUUCUUUGUAGAACUAAAACUCUACACAUGCUGCUCUUUGGCCCCUGGUGUCUCCCUGUAGGUGUCCUUGUCCAGAGCCUGCUAAUUUAACUGGCUGUAUUUACUCUCUGCAUGUGACCACAACAAACUCUCAUCCUGUGCACUGUCGUUACGUCGACGAUGCCCUCACCUAUCGGAGCGGCCACUGCCUGCCGCACUUAAAUGUGGUGUGAUAAUGAUGAUUUCGAUGAUGAUGAUUUUCUGUUGAUGGGGCUUGUAUAUCAGAUGCCUUUGACAAUCAUGUGCACAUAUCAGAGUUACCAUAACAACACAGGCCAGAGCGACUGAUUGUGUUUUGUUUGUCUUUUCUCCUGGAAUAAAUCCUGAAUGAUCGUAAAAUGA
This is a messenger RNA of Pelmatolapia mariae (spotted tilapia), 9193 nucleotides long. It is a transcript of the gene camk1da, whose product is annotated as calcium/calmodulin-dependent protein kinase 1Da. Gene Ontology annotation, cellular component: intracellular anatomical structure; cytoplasm. The record is from RefSeq and is a predicted model, not a curated record. Gene Ontology annotation, molecular function: calmodulin binding; ATP binding; calcium/calmodulin-dependent protein kinase activity. The transcript has 11 exons. The coding region runs from base 264 to 1580 and encodes 438 amino acids. Gene Ontology annotation, biological process: peptidyl-serine phosphorylation. Lineage: Eukaryota; Metazoa; Chordata; Actinopteri; Cichliformes; Cichlidae.